Molecule: messenger RNA, 744 nt
Organism: Physella acuta
Lineage: Eukaryota; Metazoa; Mollusca; Gastropoda; Physidae
Product: mitochondrial intermembrane space import and assembly protein 40-B
Biological process (GO): protein import into mitochondrial intermembrane space
Cellular component (GO): mitochondrial intermembrane space
Molecular function (GO): protein-disulfide reductase activity
Source: RefSeq, a predicted model, not a curated record
AACGGGAACCCGAAAACGAAACAAGACAACAAAAGGCUGUUGUCAUGCUUUCUCUGUAAAAGUGUUUGUGACCUUUUUACGUUCUCAAAUAGGGAAUAGUCAAAUUUAAAAAAUAAAAAUGUCAUAUUGUAUGGAAGAUGGGAAAGACCAGGUAAUUUUUGCCACCAAAGAAGACCUAGAUGAACCAAGUAAUGCAAUUAUCAACUUGGAAGAAGAUGAAGCAGAUCAUCAACCAGGUCUAAUUCUCCCAAAUGGUGACAUCAACUGGGAGUGUCCUUGCCUAGGUGGCAUGGCUAGUGGUCCAUGUGGUGUAGAGUUUCGUGAAGCGUUCUCCUGUUUCCACUACAGUAAAGCCGAGCCCAAGGGUUCUGAUUGUUACGACGCAUUCCUAACCAUGCAGGACUGCAUGAGCCAGUAUCCCCAGCUGUAUCCUCCAGCCAAAGCUUCCAUUGAGCCAGACGAACUCAGGCAGUUGUCUGGAGCACAAGAGGACCUGGGCCUGUCACAGAUUAAAGGCAUUGAGGAAUCAUCAGAAAUGAGCACAGAUGCAGGUAGUAGUAACCCAGAGUCGUGAUAGUUGUCAAUCUAGUUCUAACUGUAGUUAAAUUAUAUGAAACCAGGAAGAAAAUUGGCUUGUUUUGGUGUUUCAAAACUCAAUUCUCAUUUAAGGAUGUUUUAUUGCAAUCAUUUUGGCGCGUACACUCCCAGUAGCUAUGUUUGCAAUCACUACAAAAUUUUACUGGU